AUGCAAAUCAACACCAAGAACAACCAAUCUCAAGCCGUUCAAGAAGAAGGAGAAUUUGAAAUCCUUUCCUCCGGAGAGACUACUCCUAUCAACGAGGAUCAGAACGCAACCACCCCACAAUUGUGUGACGAGGACAAUGGUCCUGAUACUAUAGGUGAGCUCGCUGUUAUUGGCCCUGCUCAAACACAAGCUGAUCUACCUGACCUCGUAUCUGUUUAUCCUAUUUCUUUUACUCACCUUCAUAACAAUCAUUCGAAUUCGCCACCCGCAGUUGAAGCUACUCGUCGUCUCAGCUUGUCAUCUUCAGACGAAGAAGCGGUAGGUGAUGAUUUACAACCACAAAAACAAGGUCGUCAUGGAAGACACCAUUCUCGACAUCAUGGUCGUGGCCCACAUCAUCGUGGUCCUCGUCACCAGGGUCCGCACCAUUACGGUCCAUUUGAUGAUUUUAGACUUUCUUAUCACGACAUGGAAAGAGGUAGGUUCCCCUUCCCUCCACCACCUGGAUUCGAUCAUCAUGGCCUACCCCCACCACCACCUGGACACCAUCAUCACCACGGUCACGGAGGAAGACAUGGCCCGCUCCCACCCCCACCUCCACCUGGAAAGGGUCACCGAACAGGCGAGAGAAGGGAACACGGUCCUCCCCCUCCUCAUAGCUGGGAAGAAUGUGACUCACAUUUCUUUGGCUCUCCACCUUUCGGUGGUAGAGGAGGGAUGAUGGGCGGUAUGAGAGGCGCCACGAGAGGAGGCAUGCGAGGUGGAAUGGGGAGCGGCAUGAGAGGUGGUAUGAGAGGUGGCAAAGAUCGACAUUGCCGGGCAUUUUCUCCCCCAUCAUGGGAAGAGUACAAAUGCGGCUCUGAUUCUGAUGGUGUGGACCGUCAGUUCGGGCGACAUAGACACCAUGGUCACGGACCUCAUCAUCGACACGGCCACAGAAGACCUCAUGAGAAGCCAGAUGGCAAGACAAAAGAACAUGAGUGUACCCCUCUUGAAAGCGAACAAGAUGCUGGCCAAAUCAACAAUGAGAAGGAAGGCACCGCCUCCUCCAUUGAGAGUGAGACAGACUCUGAAUCGAACUGCAAUGUGCCCCCACACCAUGGCCACCACAAGGGACCGCGACCUGGCCACGGAAGCAUGAGAGGUAUGCGAGGUGGCGGAGGUAUGCGUGGAAGAGGAGGUCCACCCGGUCGAGGCCCACCUCAUAUGGGACCUCAUGCUCAUAUGCACGGGCCACCACCUCACAGCUUCGGACCACCACCUUUCGGAUCUCCUCAUUAUGGUAGGGGAGGCCAUCAUUCGGGACAAUUCGCCUCUGAAGGGAAUCCCCUUCCCCCUCCAUUUCGAGGUCACCGUGGUCCUCCCCGAGGGUAUGAAUUCGGUGAGUAUGCCGAUGACGACUACCUGAACUUUGGACCUCCUCCAUUCCAUGACUUUGGAAGACAUGGUGAUCAUGGCCCUAUGCGAGGUCAUGGUGUGAGAGGUGUUCACAGUCGAGGCGGAUUCGGUCAUAUGGGCUUCGCUUGUCCCGCUUGA
Kwoniella shivajii is the source of this 1536-nucleotide messenger RNA. RefSeq lists its product as uncharacterized. NCBI's taxonomy places the organism in Eukaryota, Fungi, Basidiomycota, Tremellomycetes, Tremellales, Cryptococcaceae. The coding region runs from base 1 to 1536 and encodes 511 amino acids. The transcript has a single exon. The record is from RefSeq and is a predicted model, not a curated record.